Molecule: messenger RNA, 709 nt
Organism: Tachysurus vachellii
Lineage: Eukaryota; Metazoa; Chordata; Actinopteri; Siluriformes; Bagridae
Product: protein DEPP
Exons: 2
Coding region: 151-558 (135 amino acids)
Biological process (GO): regulation of autophagy
Cellular component (GO): mitochondrion
Source: RefSeq, a predicted model, not a curated record
GGCUUACACCCAGCAGUGGUAUAAAAGGCUGUGCCUGUAGAGCAGAUCAGACUCAUUUUACAGACUAAGAGCAAGCAGCUGCUCCCUGACACAGAGCAGUAUCAGGACUACAUCAUAACUCACAAAACACAAGCUUAUAUCUACUACAGCAUGAAGCAGAGAAGGCUGCUAUUAUCUGUGGCUCCUUUGCCAACAAUAACAGAGACUCAUGAGGAUGCUUCACAGACGGGAUGCUCCACGCAGUCUAUGGAGGAAUAUGUGGACUCUAUUAAAAAGCUGGCUCAGCCUGCAUACGGCCCUGUGCGGGUUGUGAGGACUCUGAGGCCUCGUCUCUUUUCCAAGCCUCUGGAAAAACACUUGGGAAGUAUCAGCCCACUUCACUGUUCCUACAGGACCCCACGCUCGCGUGUAAACACACUGGGACUAGAUGAGCUUGCACACAGUAUCAGCAGCCACAGAGACCCAGUGGACUGGCUCUUUGCACAGACACAGUUACCUGCACCUCGAGACGAGCUGCGCAAGACUGACAGUGCACCAGCUGCCCUGAGGUUACUGUAAUAAUCUACACACAACAGAACUGUGAUGCACUGGACUGAGAUACGAUACACUAAAGGAUGUGGGCCGCAGUCUUAAUUAUGUCAUAAUUUAUUUGUGUGUUUGUAUUUAAGUUUACACUGGAUGUUUUUAAUAAAGUUGAAUAUUUUGGUUA